CGCCGGAAAGGGAAAGCGGAAAGGGAAAAAAACCACCACCCCAUUGUUACGUCGCGUUCUUCGGAAGUGGAAAGUUUCUUCCCAACGUUCGAAAGGCGCGCCCGCUCCCCUUUGAUCUCCUCCGCCCGCGAGAGGCAGCGGAACAGCGCGGCAGGGAGGGAGAGAGGGAGGCACCCCCCGGCGCGAGGCAGGAGGAGUUUCUCCGGCUGCGGGGUUUUGGGGUGUGUGUUUGAAACAACAACCCCCCCCACACACACACACAAACACCGUUUUUCUUCCAAGCCUUGUAUGGACUGUGGUACUUGCCCGCAGCCAUGGGGAAGAUGCUAUCCAAGAUCUUUGGCAACAAAGAGAUGAGGAUUCUGAUGUUGGGCUUGGAUGCUGCCGGCAAGACGACCAUCCUCUACAAGCUCAAGUUGGGCCAGCCGGUGACGACCAUCCCUACCGUGGGCUUCAACGUAGAGACGGUGACCUACAAGAACGUCAAGUUCAACGUCUGGGACGUAGGGGGUCAGGACAAGAUCCGCCCCCUCUGGAGACACUACUAUACGGGCACCCAAGGGUUGAUUUUCGUGGUGGACUGCGCCGACCGCGACCGGAUUGACGAAGGCCGGCAAGAGCUUCACCGCAUCAUCAACGACCGAGAGAUGCGGGACGCCAUCAUCCUGGUCUUUGCCAACAAGCAGGACCUCCCCGACGCCAUGAAACCGCACGAGAUCCAGGAGAAACUGGGGCUGACGCGCAUUAGGGACAGGAAUUGGUACGUCCAGCCGUCUUGCGCUACGUCGGGCGAAGGACUUUAUGAAGGUUUAAUGUGGCUUACUUCCAACUACAAAUCAUAAUUCUAGGGCAAUAUAUAUAUAUCUAUAUCUAUAAUUUGCGCACACACAGAAAUCUCUAACCAAUGAAUCCUAGAACAUAUAUUCUCUUCUGUCUUCCCCUUCUCCACGACACUUUUAUUUUCUUUUUUCCUUUUUGCUCCUGCAGAAGUGGAGACUUUUAUUGGCAAAGGCUUGGAUUGGGAACAGCCUGUCAACAAGACAAGCUCUUUGCUUACUGCUGCAUCCUGUCAGGUGCCUUUGAUUUAUGCUGAUGGGAGAGCAGAGGCG
Elgaria multicarinata webbii is the source of this 1109-nucleotide messenger RNA. Its product is annotated as ADP-ribosylation factor 6-like. Bases 315 to 842 code for a protein of 175 amino acids. Gene Ontology annotation, biological process: regulation of dendritic spine development; protein localization to endosome; vesicle-mediated transport. Gene Ontology annotation, molecular function: GTPase activity; GTP binding. The record is from RefSeq and is a predicted model, not a curated record. Gene Ontology annotation, cellular component: cytoplasm; recycling endosome membrane; endocytic vesicle. The transcript is spliced from 2 exons. NCBI's taxonomy places the organism in Eukaryota, Metazoa, Chordata, Lepidosauria, Squamata, Anguidae.